UUGCGUCCGAGCGCCGUCUAGGAUAAACAUGGCGGAAGUUUCGUCGUCGGCUGCUACGGCUGCUACGACUGCAAAUGUUGUAAAAGAUAUCACCGAGAUCUAUUCGCGCCUCUUCGAUCACAAGCCAUUUCUGCAAGGAGAAAUAAAGUUUUUCGUUAAGGAAUUUGAGGAAAAGCGUGGCGACCGCGAGGUGCAGAGGCUGUUUGAGAUGCUUGAAGAUGUGACCGAGGUUCGGGAGACGCAGAUAGACCGGGCGUGUCGUACUUCAGACCAGGGACUGUGCAGCCUCGCAGGCAACCUUGAGGUGGCACUCAGCAUGUGCCACCGCAUCCUCGAGGCCGAGGACAAGGUCAACUCGGCGGACGACCUGUCAGAGCGGCGCGAGCGGCGACGGUGUGAGUGGGACCAGUUUGAGCAGGACGUCAAGGACAAGGUGGCCAGGAUGGACCAGGCCUUUGAGGAAAAGGAGCGCGAACUCAUCGACCACUACCGUCGCAUUCGCGAGAAGUUGCAGCCGCCGCACAAGAGCGAAUAGCAGCCAACUUGGCACUGGCCCAUUUCGACCGUAGGUCAGCACCGCAUCACGGAGCUCCAUGCUGGAGUGCAGACAAGCUGCAUCGCAACGGAAGUCCUUCGAUGGUUACGCAUGGGACCCCUCCUGGCUCAUUCCAACAGACUGUUGUGUGCACACUAGUUUGUGGUGUUUGCAGUGCUGACCAGACUUUAUAAAUGACACAUUUUUUCUUGACAGUAAGCAAAUGUUUAUGUGGAGAGUGUUUGGUUACUGUCAAGAACAAAUGUAUUCCCCUUACCAAAUGACAUUAUAAAUAAUACACUUCCAGUGAGACGGGAUUACUGGUCUUCCUAUGCUGGCCAAACAGAUAGCGCCGUUGUGUUAUCUGUUUCUCCUUUCCACAUGUAGGGUAGCAAACUAGGCAAGGUCUUGCUCAUCUACCUUCCUCUCUCUUGUGGUGGCACGUUGCUCUGCAACAGUUUUCAACAGAGUCUUUAUUCUCUGGUAACAAAUUGCGGGUUUGAAAUUGUGUAUAUAAAGAGUGUAUACAUAGUAUUCUUUUUUAUGUAAUAAAUUAAAAAUG
This is a messenger RNA of Rhipicephalus sanguineus (brown dog tick), 1097 nucleotides long. RefSeq names its product biogenesis of lysosome-related organelles complex 1 subunit 5 (gene Muted). Bases 29 to 535 code for a protein of 168 amino acids. Lineage: Eukaryota; Metazoa; Arthropoda; Arachnida; Ixodida; Ixodidae. The record is from RefSeq and is a predicted model, not a curated record. The transcript has 4 exons. Gene Ontology annotation, cellular component: transport vesicle; BLOC-1 complex.